AUGGCGAGUUAUGUUGUCCUCCUUAUGGCAGAUCAACAUAAGGAAGAUUAUCCUGAUGCAUCAAAUGUGUUGAAAAGAGACAGAUACAUGGAUGACUUAAUACAUUCUUGUGAAACUUCUGAUGAAGCUUUAAAGAGAAUGCAUGAUCUUGACAGAAUCCUAGCCACAGGACAGUUCCAGAUAAAGGAAUGGUAUUGUUCACUGGAGGAGGUUCGCAAACAGCUUGCACUGGAGAAGCGCGGAAAGCUGAAUGAAACAGAUAUUAGUCUUGAUGGUGAGGAGGUCAAAACCUUAGGUUUAGGAUGGAAUCCUGUGAUGGAUACUAUGAGCUUUGUUGUCAGAGAUGUGAGCACAGAGAAGUAUACCAAGAGGAUAGUGCUGUCAAAGAUGUCAAUGUUAUAUGACCCCCUAGGUCUGGCAGCAGCAGUCACUAUAAAAGCCAAGAUGGCAAUGCAAGAUGUCUGGAGACACAAGUCCUUGGACUGGGAUGACCCCCUACCUGACGAGAUGUGUGAACUAUGGCAAGGAUUAUUUGCAGAGAUGAAAAGGCUUGAACAUGUUGAAUUUGUAAGAUGCCUGAAGCCAUGUGACUCUGUCGGUUCUUCCGAGCUACAUGUGUUUGGUGAUGCAAGUAUGGGAGCCUAUGGAGCGGCAGCAUACCUACUGUGGCCAACUGUGAGAGGUACAGAAAUACAAUUGGUGUUUGCCAAGGCAAGAGUGGCUCCACUGCAUCAAACAACCAUACCAAGGUGGGAACUUAUGGCUGCCUUAGUUGCCACAAGGCUUGCCAAGACAAUCUGUAUUGAAUUUAAAGAGAAGCCAUCAGAUGUAACAUUGUGGACUGACUCUCGGAUUGUACUCCACUGGAUACACUCUGAUUCAAUAUCAUUCAAGGCCUUUGUAGGUGUUCGUAUUGCGGAGAUUCAAUCUGUUUGGGAUGCAAGUCACUGGAAGUAUGUACCAACAGCCUUGAACCCAGCUGAUGACUUGAGUCGUGGCAUAUCUGUCGAGGAGAUAAAUGGAAGAUGGGUUCAUGGUCCAUCUUUCCUGAAACUGCCAACUGAGCAAUGGCCUAUACAACCAACAGAUGAAGUAGUUGUUAAAGACAGUUCAGAGAUGAGGAAAUCUAAACUUGUUGCUUCAUGUAUCCCAGUGUUACCAGUCAUUGAAGCAGAGAAUGUGUCAAGCUGGCAGCAUCUUUUGAGGGUUACAGCCUACUGUCUUCGAUUCAUCCAAAGACUUCGAGACAAAGUAAGAAAGAGUAACAGCAGACUGAGUUUGAAAUAUCUCUGCAGUGUCAUGAAGUAUCUGCAGCUGAAUUGUUCUGGGUGA
This is a messenger RNA of Haliotis rubra (blacklip abalone), 1332 nucleotides long. RefSeq lists its product as uncharacterized. The record is from RefSeq and is a predicted model, not a curated record. NCBI's taxonomy places the organism in Eukaryota, Metazoa, Mollusca, Gastropoda, Lepetellida, Haliotidae. Gene Ontology annotation, molecular function: nucleic acid binding. The transcript has a single exon. The coding region runs from base 1 to 1332 and encodes 443 amino acids.